Eucalyptus grandis is the source of this 1580-nucleotide messenger RNA. RefSeq lists its product as uncharacterized. Bases 61 to 1323 code for a protein of 420 amino acids. NCBI's taxonomy places the organism in Eukaryota, Viridiplantae, Streptophyta, Magnoliopsida, Myrtales, Myrtaceae. The transcript has 12 exons. The record is from RefSeq and is a predicted model, not a curated record.
AACCUUUUCCAGAUUCUCUGCGGACGAGCGCGGGAGAGAGAGAGAGAGCGCGCGAGCUUGAUGACGACGCGAGACCAGAUGGAGACGGCGUCGCCGGCCGCCGGCGAUCUCGACGUCGACGCGAUUCGAAGCCGAGUGAGGGAGCUCAAGCAAGUAUGCAGGGAUUGCACGGAGCACGCGCCGGAAACGUCCCCGGCCGACGCGGAGGAUUUGCUCAAUCGAUGCGUUCUGGAAAUCGAGAGCGGGGUGAAGCAGAUUGUGUCGGAGUAUUCCGAUGUGAGUGGCUUCGGGCAGGAAGAUUUGGAUGCAUUCUUAGGACAGUUGAAGAAAGAGCUGGAUGCAGUGCAAGCUGAAAACAAUAAAAUCUCUGAUGAAGUUGAGCUUAUCACAAGAUCCAUAAUGGCUGAUUCUAGUGCUUUAGAGAGUGACCUUGAAGGGCUGGAAUAUUCUCUGGAUCUUAUUGGCUCUCAGGGUCUAAUGAAGGAAAAUGCUGGAAAAGUGGGCAUGGAUUAUCAAUCGAGUUUGAUGAAUACAGAUGUGUGCCACAAGUUCGAGGCCCUAGAUCUUGAAAGUCAAAUUGAGGAGAAAAAGAUGCUGUUGAAAUCUCUCGAGCAUAUGGACUGUCAACUAAGAAAGGAUGAUACAGUUGAACAAAUUGAGGAUGCUUUGACAGGAUUAAAGGUCAUUGAAAUUGAUGGGAGCUGUAUUCGCUUGUCACUGAACACGUAUCUUCCAAAAUACGAAAGCUACCAGCAGAAGAUAGAAGAGGCCGUUGAGACUGUGGAAUUGAACCAUGAGUUGCUGAUUGAACUCGUGGAUGGGUGUCUGGAGAUUAAGAAUGUUGAGAUAUUUCCCAAUGAUGUGCAUAUCGAUGAUAUUGUUGAUGCUGCAAAGGAUUUCAGGCAGUCAUUUUCAGAAUUGACAAUACAUCAGACACCAUUAGAGUGGUUCGUGAGGAAAGUGCAGGAAAGGCUUAUUAUGUCAACCUUGAGGCGAUUGGCAGUCAAGACUGCAGCUAGAUCAAGGCACUUCUUGGAGUACGUUGAUAGAGAUGAAACUAUUAUAGCUCAUAUGGCCGGUGGGAUUGAUGCAUUAAUAAAGGUGCCUCAAGGUUGGCCAAUGCUGAACAUUGCACUGAAGCUCAAAUCAUUGCAGAGUUCAGAUUGUCAUGCUAGAAAUAUAUAUUCAAGUUAUCUUCGAAAGGUCGAGGAAGCAGCCAACUCCUUAGAUUCACAGCAAAGGAUGAACUUGUCAAGCUUCAUGGAUGACAUCGAGAAGAUACUUAAAGAAAAGGACUUCGAAUUCCAGUCAAGUAAGAGCUAGAGGUCAUAACCAAGCCGUGGAUGUCACUAAGGUUAUAUAUGCUAUCGAGUUGCAUUCUAAUAUCAUGAAUCAUUCUCUAGGCAAUAGUUUUUUACAAGUCUAACCGUCAGGGAUACUUUGUAUGAUUCACCAAGAAUUAUCCCAGUGACUAAUGGUUUGCAGACUGUAUUCCCCGGCAUAAUAUCUGUAUUCUUGUUCCAUCUUUCCAUGCUUUGUACUAAAAGAAAAGAAAAAGAAGCUGUUUGUUCAUCUGUUUA